Moneuplotes crassus is the source of this 870-nucleotide messenger RNA. The record is from the annotation of a GenBank genome assembly. Lineage: Eukaryota; Ciliophora; Spirotrichea; Euplotida; Euplotidae.
UCAUAAUUUUUAUAUAUUUUUUAUUAAGGUAAAUUCGAUUUUUCAAUUUCAUUCAGAGCUCAUUCCGGUGAAGCCGUAGCCUUGGUCUUGCCUUAAACUACCAAUUGACCAUUCACUGGGAUGUAAUAAAGAUUUGUGUUGCACCAUUAGGUGAUUUUGUGCUAAAGCGUGCCUUUAAAUUCUCACAUGGACCGAUUUCUAAUUCAAAAUUUAUAGCCAAAAAUGACAGAUAUCCAGAAAGAAAAGUGUAGUAUUGAUACCAGUAAUUUCGAAUAUGAUGAGAGCGACUGAAACGUUUAUAAAUUAAUGCCAAAAGAAGAAAAUAUUUUACUCUCCCGAUUCUGAAGUGCGUCAAAAAUUAUGUCACCUCAAGCUAAGCAGAAGAAGGAUAGCCGAGGACCUCUGAUGAAAAAUGAGAGAUCACAUAAUGAGUUUAAAAUGUCUGGUGUCCCAGUGAUGGAAGAACCGAAGUUCUCAGAUAGUGAGAUCUAUGCUUUUGAAAGUGACCUGCCAUUAGAUACUGUGAUAUCUCGAGAAGUCUCCUUGAGCUCAAUUUCCAUAACAGAAGCUUCGUACAAUGAUGGAGCUAUCUCUCCCGAACUUUCAAAGAUCGCAUCUAAAACAUCACUUGACGUUACAGAGGCAGAUAGCUCACAAACAAAGGCUAACCAGGUCAGGCGUUCAAACACCAAUUCGAAUAUUAACAAAAUGGCUCAUGGUAUAAAAUCGAGAAAGCCCAGUUCCAAGCUCGCUCUAAAACAAAUCGAUUCUUAUAUGCCAGAAGUAGAAGAGGAAAUCUACAUCGAGAAUUUUCAUCUCGCAUGCUAGAUCCUUCGGCUCACCAACUAAUUCUUAUAAACCCUUAUCUUC